UGUCGCUGAGACAGAAGCCUCUAGAAGUGUCCCGAAUACAACCACCAACAGCUGGUGGGUAUAAAUGGCGCUGAAAGGUCUCCUCAGCCGACUAAAGGUACUUGAGGCGUCCAAUACAACCUCGGAGAUUUCAGUUGAAGAGUUUGUGUGGCAUCUAACUUCAAAAUGACCGAACCAACGAGUCCUCCUGAGGGUAAAGGCAAUGCCCUUGCUCUCUCACAAAAAGACAUGUUUGAGAAGAUGGAGGAGACCUACAGGGUAUGUGCUGCCUGUGAUAGCAAACCAGCUCAGUUAGCGGAUCCCAAGGCCCUAAAACGCUGUGGAAAGUGUUUGAAUGUGUAUUACUGCUGUAAGGAGUGCCAGAGGAAGCACUGGCCCCAACAUAAGAAGCUAUGUAAGACACUCAGCUGGGCAGCCAUCGACAGGCGGGUAGAGUGGCUCAUCUACAAAGGUGAUCUCCCGUUCCCCACGGGGCCAUGGACGCGUCCCACUGCAGAGAUCAACAGCUGGGAAGAGUGGCUCUCCAUGCAGGGGGAUCUGACCUCUCGAGUGGACCCCAUCCUGUCUGGGAAGAGCAUGGCCGAGCUUUGGCACAACGCUGGCCGCUCACGCCCAGGGGAGGCCGAUCUGAGAGCGUCGGUGUGGCGCGUGUGCAGCGAGUUCUUCUCACGGCCCCUGACCAUCGGCCUUGCCAUCAGGCACUUCAAGCUGGACCCUUACUCCCGCCCGCUCACCAUUCAUCUGGUGGGGGCUGCUCACAGCGAGACCCUGGGGGCCCGAGUCACUGACAUGGACGAGCUGAGCCACAUGUUCCCUGGACACCAGGGCCUGGAGGUGGUGAUGGUGGGACCGGAGGUGGUGGAGGGGAAGGCCAUUCGCCCCCCACUGAGAUCCUUUGGGCCCAGAGGGAAAUCCUACAUCAGCGGCUACAAGGGCCUCUACCACCAGUUCUGGGAGAAUGUGGUGGAGAAAGGGGAGGCAGCGAAACCAGACCUGGUGGUGGGAUUUCACCCAGGCUUGGAUGCCAGUCAGGAGAAUAUGGAUGAGGUGGACAAAGUGUACCAGGGCUGGUUGCCAACUCUGCUGCUCCUGCGAGAUUACAAUAUACCCACGCUAUUCACCACCACAGAAGAGCCUGAGUUGGAGUACACCAUUCAGGUCCUGAUGGAGUUGGAGAUGCACAUCCAGGCCACAGCGCUGAAUCCCUUCAAAUCUCAGAAGCCAGAGCAGGUGCAGGCCUGCCCCAACAAGCCUCCAGUCUACUGCAGCGCCCACUACAUCUGCUUCCAGGGGCUGCUGGAGAGAGAGGAGGAGGAGGAGGCUGAGGAGGACUAGGCCUCAGACCACACUGCUGGAGCACUGCUACUGUGAUGGACGUUGUAUUGUGUGUCUGCGUGUGAAGGUGGACAAACACUGACCGUUUCCUUUUAACAUUGUGUGUGUGCGCGCGCGCGUGUGUGUGUGUGUGUGUGUGUGUGUGGCUUACACACAGUGGAGCACAAGGGCUCUUCUGGUACCAGGGGACAAUGGAUUAUUUGCAUGGGCAAACAGUGUUCUCUAAAUUGCCAACGUGGCUUCUACCUGUAUUUGAAUACUAUCUUAUUGAAAGUGUUCUGUUAAGGAAAUUGUAGAAUUGUUCUCUUUGUUCACUGGAUACGAAUGCAUUUUGUGCUCUUUUUAUACGAUUUGCAGGGCAUUGCCAUGCAACCCACAUUUUGGCUAAUUUGCUGGCUACAAUAUUUUGUAUUUGUGUUAGGCAGAACACUCACUGUGUACAGUACAUAAUGUACUGUAUAGUCAACAAAAAACUACAUUAAACGCCACUGGAAAAAUAACAAA
Molecule: messenger RNA, 1839 nt
Organism: Sardina pilchardus (European sardine)
Lineage: Eukaryota; Metazoa; Chordata; Actinopteri; Clupeiformes; Clupeidae
Product: putative protein MSS51 homolog, mitochondrial
Exons: 6
Coding region: 166-1335 (389 amino acids)
Source: RefSeq, a predicted model, not a curated record